AUGCAACAAUCAAAUGAUUUUAAAGCUUCGACAUCUACACCCAUCACGGGGAACAACCGUCGCUUACAAAGGACGAGGCCCGUGACUGGCCGCCGCAUUCUAGCCUCAAGCUCUCAACCCAAUGAACCCUCGACCUGGAGAAGACUAAAAUAUUUCCUAGCUGGAAUUCCUCAGAAAAUAAGAUCUAUUAUCUUAGAUAUCUUUAUAAAGAGGCAGGGUUUAAGUACUAGUGUUUCAAAUGAGGUCGUCCCCCGAACACCCCAAAUAUUUGAAACUACCACAACCAAGUCUCCUUGGAACCUUCAAUCUACAGCCCCUACGAUCACCCGGCGACAAGCGAUCGGUAGGUUUUACAUUCUACAUUGCCUUGUAUCCGCAAAAAUACCAUUUGUAGUCUGGGGAUUGGAAGCACUGGCCUGUAACUUCGUCCCCACUCACUUUCGCGAUCCCUUAGAAAUUCUCGUUCCUCGGGAAUACUUAAACGAAGCCGCUAAGAUAAUCGAGAACGAUAAAUAUUCUUUCUAUCGACGGAUCGAAAAAUUUGACCAUGUCGACGAUUAUACAUUUCCAAGGGAGGUUAGUGUCCUGGUCCGGCGAAACCUUAGGAAAUGCGAGUACUUGCAAACUCCGAAAACAAAUAUACAGUUUCAGCCAUGGCAGAUAAUAUUAAUACCUGAUCAUAUCUUUAAAUUUCGAGCGAAUGCUUCCAUAACACAAGGCUUUGCUCAAACUAGAAAGCUUCCGGCUCAUCUCGGUUUUCGUGGUAUUUUGGCGAAUGUCAAGGUUCCCACCUUUUUGGGAAUGUUGAAUUCUAUUUACGCAACUAUUGAUUCUCGAUGCGUAGAUGAUGGUGAUGGUGCUAUGAAAGCACAACUUGAGGAGCAAGCCGAAGCUUUAAUAAUGUGGCGAAUACGAAGAGACGAGUCUGCUGAAGUUUACCAGUCGGUCCAAGACUUGCCCGAGGACUUGCGAAGCAUCAGAGACGGAUUAUACCCUCGAGGUCGAAAGUUUUUUGAUGAUAAGUACUUGGUGGCUCACGAUUCCUAUUUAUAA
Messenger RNA from Orbilia oligospora ATCC 24927, 1053 nucleotides. RefSeq lists its product as uncharacterized. Lineage: Eukaryota; Fungi; Ascomycota; Orbiliomycetes; Orbiliales; Orbiliaceae. Bases 1 to 1053 code for a protein of 350 amino acids. The record is from RefSeq and is a predicted model, not a curated record. The transcript has a single exon.